This is a messenger RNA of Scutellospora calospora, 727 nucleotides long. The record is from the annotation of a GenBank genome assembly. NCBI's taxonomy places the organism in Eukaryota, Fungi, Glomeromycota, Glomeromycetes, Diversisporales, Gigasporaceae.
AUGUUUUCAACAAACAAACUUAAAGAUUUAGAAGAGAAUAGGAUUGUUUUUUAUGAUAAAGAACAAUUAAACCCUUCUCAAAAAAAUUAUUCAAAAAAGAGAAGUAGAGCUUCAUUUAUUGCUUGUGAUAAAUGUCGAAGUAUGAAAAAAAAGUGUGAUGGUGAUUAUACAAGUAAAAAAUCUUGUUCAUCGUGUACUGGACGUCAAGAAGAAUGUAAUUACUCUGAUACUAAUAAAAAAAGGAUUGUGGAAGUUUAUGAUUUUCAACGAUUUAUUAAUCGAUUAGAACUUGUUAGUGAUGAAAUAAGAAAAUUAACGGAUGAAUUAAAAAAUAUUUAUGAAUCGAGUAAAAGUCAAGAUGAUCUAAAGUCUUCAGGAAAUGGAUAUGAUUUUGAUAGUGAUGUUUACGUUGAAUCUAUUUCUAGUAAUGAUAAUUUUGAAAGGGAACAAUCUGAAGAAAGAACUAUUCGUAAACCCAAACCAAAAACGUCUGGAACAAAAAAAAGGUCUAAAGAAUCAAAAAAUGAAGAUUCUUCGUCAACAAAACAAAAAAAAGAUACAAAAGGAAAUGGAAACUUUUCAAAACUCUAUUUAUCACCUAAAGGAUAUGUAACGCAUCAGUUUGAUCUCAACGAAAUUAAUGAAACUUCUUUACAAUUUGGAAAUGCUCAAUAUCAACCACCACCACCUGUUAAUAAUUCAGAAUUAUUGUUAACAGAUCAUAAUG